UUGCAUUUGAAGGCCAAACCAAUUCUCGUCAAUUCAUUCGACGACUAUUUAACUGAACUGAACAUCAAAUGUGCGAAACAUAAGACAGAAACCAAUAGAUCGCAGCAAACAGAAGAUGUCGGAGUUGCGAUCGAAAGGAGUGAACCGAAAGAAAGUGCGGAAAGAGUUCCGGUUGUGACCAAAAAGAAGAAGAAACCAAAAACUAAAAACAAACCAAAACUCGAGCCGAAGAACAAUACAAAUAAGACAACUAAACAUCAAAACAAAAGACCGAAACAGAGGCAGAAGUUUAAGCGAAAAAAUUAAUGAACUUUUAUCACUAAUACGC
Oppiella nova is the source of this 328-nucleotide messenger RNA. The record is from the annotation of a GenBank genome assembly. Lineage: Eukaryota; Metazoa; Arthropoda; Arachnida; Sarcoptiformes; Oppiidae.